Closterium sp. NIES-65 is the source of this 1256-nucleotide messenger RNA. NCBI's taxonomy places the organism in Eukaryota, Viridiplantae, Streptophyta, Zygnematophyceae, Desmidiales, Closteriaceae. The record is from the annotation of a GenBank genome assembly.
GCACGAACAUCCAGACAAACGAGGAAGUCGGUAUUAAGCUGGAAUCUACUAAGACCAAGCACCCUCAGCUGCUAUAUGAGUCGAAGCUGUACAGGAUUCUGCAGGGUGGAACCGGUAUUCCGAACAUUAGGUGGUUCGGCGUGGAAGGCGACUACAAUGUGAUGGUCAUUGAUCUGCUCGGACCCAGUCUGGAGGACCUUUUCAACUUUUGCGCCAGGAAGUUCUCGCUCAAGACCGUGCUCAUGCUUGCAGACCAGCUGCUCAAUCGCGUGGAGUAUGUCCAUUCGAAGAGCUUCCUGCAUCGAGACAUCAAGCCUGACAAUUUCCUGAUGGGACUCGGACGACGGGCGAACCAGGCUUACGUCAUUGAUUUCGGUCUGGCCAAGAAAUACCGCGAUCCCACCACGCAUCAGCAUAUUCCUUACAGAGAGAACAAGAACCUGACAGGAACAGCUCGGUAUGCCAGCAUCAACACACAUCUUGGCAUUGAGCAAAGCCGAAGGGACGAUUUGGAGUCGCUUGGCUAUGUCCUCAUGUAUUUUUUGCGAGGAAGCCUUCCAUGGCAGGGGCUGAAGGCUGGGACUAAGAAGCAGAAGUAUGAAAAGAUCAGCGAGAAGAAGAUGUCCACUCCCAUUGAGGUUCUUUGUAAAGGCUACCCCACCGAGCUCGCCUCAUACUUCCACUACUGCCGCUCGCUUCGCUUUGAUGACAAGCCAGAUUAUGCCUACCUCAAGCGUCUCUUCCGCGACUUGUUCAUUCGAGAAGGGUUCCAGUUCGACUAUGUCUUUGAUUGGACCAUUCUCAAGUAUCAGCAAUCCCAGGCAUCCGUGGCUCCCCAGCGCCUCCUUGCAAACGCAGCUGUGGCUCCUGCUCCUGCGGCUGCAAACCAAGCAGCCAAUGCCGGCAUGGAUGACAUGGCGCGGCGUCGGUCACCGCUGAUCGAGAGCCCAAGGCACAGGAGCCCACUGCGGGAUGAUGAUGGAGUUGAUGCUGACCGUCAGAUGCAUCAGGGUGGCUACACGCGCACAGGCAGUGGCUCCGCUGCCAGGAGAGCAGCGGCUGCAGCAUCUGGGGGUGGGGUGGGCAUGGGGGUCCCAGGGACGAGGGCUGGAGGGGCAGCUGAGCAGGUGGAAGGGAAACGGUCAGGAGGGCUCGGCAUUUCUAAUGCUCUGUCUGGCAUCCGUUCAGGGGCGCGGGGCCGUGACAUGUUUGCUGGGGGUCGUCUAGGAGGCACCUCUCGUGGGCCCAAGGAGUAG